This is a messenger RNA of Serinus canaria (Common canary), 1065 nucleotides long. RefSeq names its product mitochondrial inner membrane protein MPV17 (gene MPV17). Bases 71 to 604 code for a protein of 177 amino acids. The record is from RefSeq and is a predicted model, not a curated record. NCBI's taxonomy places the organism in Eukaryota, Metazoa, Chordata, Aves, Passeriformes, Fringillidae. The transcript has 7 exons. Gene Ontology annotation, cellular component: membrane; cytoplasm.
AAUAAACGCUCUGGGUCGCGACACGGCAUCGCCCCGCGACACGCGUCACCGCGCCGCGACGCGCGGGGUCAUGGCGGCGCUCUGGAGGGGCUGCGGGCGGCUGCUGGCGCGGCGGCCCGGGGCGGCGCAGGCGCUCACAGCCGGGGCCCUCAUGGGAGCCGGGGAUGUGAUUGCACAGCAGCUGGUGGAGCAGCGGGGGCUGCACGGGCACCACUGCCCCCGCACCCUGAAAAUGAUGGCCAUUGGCUUCUGCUUUGUGGGCCCUGUUGUGGGCAGCUGGUACAGGAUCCUGGACUGGCUCAUCCCAGGGAAUACAAAAGUUGUGGCCGUGAAGAAGGUGAUCCUGGACCAGGGCGGUUUCGCUCCGUGCUUCCUUGGCUGCUUCCUGGCUGUCACUGGGGCCGUCAACGGGCUCUCAGCGCAGGAGAACUGGUCCAAGAUCCAGCAGGACUACACGGAUGCCCUGGUGACCAAUUACUGUAUCUGGCCACCCGUGCAAAUUGCGAACUUCUACUUUGUGCCUCUGCAGCACAGGCUGGCUGUUGUCCAGUGUGUUGCCAUCGUCUGGAACUGCUACCUGUCCUGGAAGGCGAAUCGGACGUGAGGCAGGAGCCGUGUCCUGUGGCAGUGCCCAGCCCGAGCCCUGGCAGUGGCAGCGUGGCGUGGGCAGGCUGGGACACGCAGGGUCCUGCAGCAGCCACCCCCUCUUCCCCCCGGGGAGCACCAUCCCCAUGGCCACAGCUGCCCCAGGGACAGGAUGGUGCCAGGACAGGCCCGGAUCUGUUCUCACUGUGCUGUGCAGCAGCUCUGCCCACGAUGGUCUCUGUCUGUGCUCUGCCAUUUCCCAGCCCUGCACACAGGGUGCUCCUGCCCCAGGUGUCACUUGGACCUUCCCCAUGGCACAUCCCGAGGGAAAAGAGGAGUGGAAAUGGAGCAGGGCUGGCCCUGGGCUGGCUGUGCCACGGGCACAGAGCUGGGCAUGCAGGCUGGGCAUGCUCUCCUGAAAACAGGGUUUGCUGUGGCUCUGCUGUGGACAGUCAAAGCAUCAAUAAACUCUGGUCUUCA